AGAAACAUUAAUAUUCAACCAUGAAACUCACUUCGCUUUUCAACACAUUGUUUUUGGUUGCUUCUGCUUUGGCCAGUGAUAUUCAUAUCACCAAGAACACAGACACCGUUGGCAACUCGGAAGUCAAUUACGGUGAUGUGACGGUGGACUCCGGUAUCACCUGGAACUUAGUUGACGCUGAAUACGUCCACUUCCACGGUGACUUUGACAAUGAAGGUGACGUUUACGUGACUUCAGAUUCCGCUAGUUGUGCCGUUAACUUUAAAAUCAGUGGUGUCAACACUAAGACCACCAACAGCGGUCAAAUUGUUGUUUCAUCUGGAGAUUCUUUCACUUCUCCAGUUUUCAGAAUUGGAGGCAACACCUUUGAAAACACCGGUAAGAUAUUCUUCGGAGGAUAUGGGAAGACUGGUCUUCCAAUUGGUGAGAUCACUUCAAGCUCUUUCCACAACAACGGUUUGAUUGCUCUCUACCAAGACAAACGAAACUCUGGAUUGGUAAAGUUGGGUGCGUUUUUGGGAUCAUUGACUAAUGAUGGUACCGUAUGCUUGAAGAACCAAGCUUUCUCCCAACAAGGAAGAAUCCUUGGUACGGGUUGUUUCGAUAUUGGAGAAAACGGUAACGUUUGGAUCAAGUCUGCUGCCUUAUCUAUCACCGAGACUCAAAACUUCUACUUUUCAUCUACUGGUGGAUCUAUUAGAGUAGAAGCUGUCUCUGCUCCCCAGACCUUCCACGUGAGCAAUUGGGGUGGGGACAAUGUCAUUGGAUUAUCCUUGCCAAUAUCUGAGUUUGGGUACUCUGAAGAUGGAAUUUUGACCGUAAAGUGUGGUCUUUUACCCUUCUAUUUUGACAUUGGUACUGGAUAUGACUUCAAUAAAAUGAAGCAAGUCACAGCUGACUUCGGAACUGGCAUUGGAACCGUGAUAAAUGGUGGUAUCGUGUACCAAGAUGAUGCUCCAUCUUCUAGUAGACCUUCAAUUUGUGCUACCUGCGAAGAUCUCCCUUCUGCCCCAUCUUUGUAAUACUUUUAUAUGUAGUGAUUUAUAUUUACGUUUAUAGUUUCGAUCUAAACUGAUCCAAAACAAAGGCUGCAAAAAGAGGCA
This is a messenger RNA of Yamadazyma tenuis ATCC 10573, 1103 nucleotides long. RefSeq lists its product as uncharacterized. The record is from RefSeq and is a predicted model, not a curated record. Lineage: Eukaryota; Fungi; Ascomycota; Pichiomycetes; Serinales; Debaryomycetaceae.